AUGAAAGACAUCCAGCUGCAGAAAGUGGUCCUGGCGCUGGAGCCAUGGACCAGGUACUGUUUUCAGGUCUGGGUGGUCACCGAGAGGUUCGUCAAACACAGCCAGCCCAGCAACAUUACGUGUGAGAGCACCUCAAAGGGUGAGGCCCAUAUUUAUUUAUCUCUCUCUCUCUCUCUCUCUCUCUCUCUCUCUCUCUCUCUGAGUACAAGUCCACUCUGCUCAACUCUUCGUCCUUGGUGUCCCCUUUCCAACCCCAAACCCUCUACAGGCAAGGACAGGCCCUGGGUGGUAGCCCUGGUAACGUUUGUGGUGAUGGCUGUGACUGUGGCCUUGCUGGGUCUGGCCUUCUGGCGCUGCUACAGGGUGGUCAGCUUCCUCAGACCCAAGGCCAAGCUGCCUGGACAUUUCACAGUGGUCAGUAUGGCGCAUGAUCACUGUGUUUUAAUGAAUAAUACACUAUGUGUUUCUUUGUGUGUAGUAACUGUAUCAUGCGUUCUUAUCUAACCCCUAAAUGCCAUGUUCAUGCUGCUGUUUAGAAUUUGAAUUAAAAGAGGACUGUUAAUGAGGCUGUGUCUUUGGCUGAGUUCCAUGUAUCAGUGUGUCCAGUUAUAUCCUGACGUAAUAAUGAAUGGUCUUAAUCUAAUUUCGACAGACUGCUUAAACAUAAAUGAGCAUCUGACCAAAUUACGCAAGAUUUUGGUCCAAGAUUAGUUUUAAAGGCCUUUAAGGAGAUUAUUAACAGUUUGUGCAUAUAUUAUGACAACAUAUUGUGACUUUUUCGUUCGGUUUAGUCUUCGGACAGGGUUUUUUCUGGCUGUUCGUGCACACACAUUUUUUGAGGCAAGCCGAAGUUGGUAGCUGAAGUCUACACACCUUGUCUGUGAUUGCUCAACAGUAGGGAUUCUUCAAUUAAGUGUUUGUUGUCAUUCAACAAGAGAAAUUGUUUUCAUGCACAUUUUUUCACUUGAGAAAUACUGUACCAAACAUUUUAGAUGUAAAAUUGCGCGACUAAGAUCUCCUCUGCAAAAAUGUCAAAAUGAAUGAAAGAUUUCUUGAGUUAUCUUAGAUUAAUUCAGACUAUUAAUUAUAUAAUUAUAUUAAUUCUGACAGGCUACAGCAGCUCAAGAUGGACAAACAGUACUAUUGCCGCUUUUUUCUCGUUUUUUCAAGUUAAGAUAUUUUUAAUGGAGUAUGCGAGCUGACGCCUUUAGUGUGACCAAACUCUUCUCUCCUCUCCCCUCCCCACCCCACCCCAUGCAGUACCUGUUGGAUCCCCCGUGCUCCUCCGUCCUGGCCUUGCAGAACAGCCCCCAGCCUGAUGAGGUGUACCACGAGGUCACCAUCAUGCCUGUGGGGACAGAGACAGAGGAGAGAGAGCUCCCUCUGUUGGACGGAACAACAUGA
Molecule: messenger RNA, 1404 nt
Organism: Coregonus sp. 'balchen'
Lineage: Eukaryota; Metazoa; Chordata; Actinopteri; Salmoniformes; Salmonidae
Source: the annotation of a GenBank genome assembly